GUAUUGCUUAGAGACCCUUUUGAUGAUAAUGUACUGCCUAUUGUUGAGGAACUUCAAAGACGUUUGCCUCUAGUAAGUGCCAAUUUCCAAGGCCAAGGAGAAGAUGAAGAAACCUCAGGGGUACAGAAAGAUGUUGAAACCGAUGAACUCAAAUUUCCAUUUGAAUUUCGGGCAUUAGAAGUUGCACUAGAAGGUAUUUGUAGUUUUCUUGAUGCGCGCACAAGAGAACUAGAGACUGAUGCUUAUCCGGCUCUAGAUGAGCUGACUUCCAAGAUUAGCAGUCGGAAUUUGGAUCGGGUGCGAAAAUUGAAGAGUGCAAUGACCAGGUUGACAAAUCGGGUUCAAAAGGUAAGAGAUGAACUCGAACAACUUCUUGAUGACGACGAUGACAUGGCCGACCUUUACUUAUCAAGAAAGCUGGUUGGGACUUCACCUCUCAGUGACUCGGGUGCUCCAAAUUGGUCUCUCGCCUCACCUACCAUAACUAUAGGCUCAAGGGUGUCCAAAACAAGCAGGGCAAGUGCAGCAACGACAUCCGAGGAGAAUGAUGUUGAGGAACUUGAGAUGUUGCUUGAGGCUUACUUUAUGCAAAUUGAAAGCACAUUGAAUAAAUUGACCACGCUCCGUGAAUACAUCGAUGACACAGAGGAUUACAUUAAUAUCCAG
Molecule: messenger RNA, 666 nt
Organism: Prunus avium (sweet cherry)
Lineage: Eukaryota; Viridiplantae; Streptophyta; Magnoliopsida; Rosales; Rosaceae
Source: RefSeq, a predicted model, not a curated record